AUGGCGCACCUCAGAGGGUCCGGAGAUUGCGAUACGGUGUCCAAGAAAUCUGAUGCCACAGCUCUUCAUAACAAGGAACGGAGUCAGAGAAUUCCCUCUCGAAAUAUUCUGUCAAUUGGUGAUGAAUUUUUCAGAUCUAUAAAAGAAGUGAAACGACCUCCCACCUGCGCCAACUGUGGUUUAACUGGAAAAAACCGCUGCUCCCGCUGUCAUCAGACGUAUUAUUGCUCAGUGGAGUGCCAGAAGCAAAACUGGAAGGCUCAUUCUGUGGUCUGCAGGCCCAUCUCACCUAAAGAACCGAAUGAUCAUAAACCCCUGAGUGGAGCAGAGAGUGUGAGCGGGGACACAAAGGCCAAAACUUCCCAUGUUCCUGAACCCAAGAAUAAAGUGUUACAUGGAAGGAAGGUUAUGCUUUGUGACCUAGAGGAGAAAGUGCUGAGUGCAGGGACACAGUUUCAGGGUUAUGUAAUGGAGUAUACAAGCCCCAGUGAUUUCUUUGUGAACAACUUUGAUAGUCAAUCAGUGGAUCAUCUCAUGAAAGUGACAAGGUCUUUGCAGAAUUUCUAUUCAGACCCAAGUAACAUUAGGAAAGGCUACACUCCUGACACAGGGGAAGUCUGCGUAGCAAAGUACGAGCCGGAUCCGAUGUCUGAUUGCCUUAAGCAAUGGUACCGAGUGCUGGUGUAUAAUGUGGAGAGGAGCGUGAGAACAGCACAGGUUCUGUAUCUGGACUUUGGAAACAAAGAAACCGUCACCCUGGACAAUGUGCAGCCGUUACAUAGUGAUGUAGAACUGCUCCCCCCAUGUGCUUUGCAUUGCUCUUUGGCCCAUGUCGCUGCCCCUCCUUUUGGCUGGUCCACAGAAUGCCUUUCAGAAGUCAAGCGUCUCCUCGUAGGGCACAAGCUUUUAAUCCGCAUCAUCGAUGUUGUUCAAGGGGAUAUUCCGCAUUACUCGGUUGAUGUGUCUUUGGUUGAUUCAGGGGAGCACAUGAAUAAAAUAAUAAUUGAGAAGGGUUAUUCAUUCCCGCCACUGAAAGACGAUGGAAAAGAUGAGGAUCCAGAGACAGUUCCAAGAUUGGUGACACAGACAGAAAUGCCGGACUUGAUGCCCGAGGAUGUCUGCCAAGAUGGCGCUGCUCCAAAACCAGAAGACUUGUCCUCAUCUCUCAGUGUGGGAGACCACUUUGAAACUCUCAUCACUGUCAUCCACAACCCUGAGAUAUUUUUCUGCCAACAGGUGCAAAAUGCAAAACAACUCUCAGAUCUUAUGCUUCUGAUGCAUGAACAUUACAGCACUUCAGCCGCUGCUCCUGAGUUUUUACCAGCUCCCGGGGCAAAAUGUGCUGCACAGUUCACUGAGGACAAUAAUUGGUACAGAUCCAGCGUGCUGAGACACCUGGCAGAGGACUCUGUGCUCGUCAGAUACUUAGAUUUUGGAAAUACAGAGACUUUGCCGAUAUCAAGAGUUCGUGGUAUUGAGCCCAGUCUCUUAUCCUUACCUUUCCAAGCUCUGGAGUGUUGUCUGGCAGGCGUGAAACCUCAGUCGGGCAGCUGGACCUCAGAAGCUACAGAUGCAUUUAAGACUCUGGUUAUGAAUAAGCAAUUGACCGCCUGUGUCGUGGCCAUUUGUGACAGAGUCUUAACUUUAGAGCUGAUUGAUAAAUCUGUCACACCGAAUAUCUCCAUUUCCAAACACCUCCUUGAGGCCGGCCUGGCAGCGCCCAGCACACCGAAUUGUGAGUCUCCUGCGGCUGAAGAAGCCAGUCAGCUCGAGGACUAUCUUGUGCAGUUCAGGCGGACGGCGCUUCCUAUGGGACAAGAGACGGAAGUAGUAGUGUGCAUGCUGCAACACCCUGGAGAAUUCUUCUGUCACAUUAACAACCAGACAGCUUUACAGCUUCUCAAUAAGCUGAACAUAACCAUUGGACAUUAUUGUAUGCAGCAUAAAUCCGAGGGAUAUUACCCAGCGAGGGAAGAGAUCUGUGGAGCGUAUUAUGCAGGGGACGGGAACUGGUAUAGAGCCCAGGUGAAAGACGUUGGUCCAGGAGGCUCUGCGAAGGUCCAGUUUUUGGAUUAUGGAAACGAAGAAGAAGUGUCUGUGGAUAAAUUGUGCAAAAUACCCUCCAGCUUUCUAGAACUCCCAUUUCAAGCCAUUUGCUGUCGUUUGUCUGGAGUAAAGCCAGCUGGAGAAAACUGGAGUGAAGAGUCUGCCAAAGCAUUCCAGAAAUCUGUCGUAGGAGUAAAGCUGCUGGCUAAAGCUCUUGACCGCACAAAAGAUGGCUAUUCUGUUGAGCUAGUGGCCAAAGAAAGCCGUGCAGUUAUUGCCAAUGAACUAAUUGCCAUAAAAGCUGCCAUCCGAGAUGACAAAUCCGUAAAGGAGAAGAUCGACGUAAAUAAUAACAAGGCCCUCAGGUCUCCAAAAGAUCCAUCACUAACCAGUAAGAUACUUCCUGUCUGGAACUCUAACGAAGGAGCCCUAACACGCAUGGAGUCACCAAGUCCUGUAGACUGCAGCAGUUUUCCUUCCGGACAGUUGCGCCCCUUACGGUCAAUUCCAUUAAUUCUGAGAGAUGCACUCUCUGCCUUACCUAAGACAUCUAAGGAGCCUUCUUCCCCUAAUUUGCGUAGAGACUUUAUCUCUGAUCAACCAGAUGGGAGAGAUCGCUCCAUUAGUGCUCCGAAGGAUGUGUAUUAUCCCAAAUCCAUCCCUUUCGCUGCCAUGGACCCUACUUCAUCCUCACACGGAGCAACUCAUUCUAAUAACUCAUCAACAUCGAGCCCUAAACAAUCUCAGAACCGUAAAUCCACCUCACCAAUUCAAAACGAAGCACUCAUUAGAAACCCUAUCCCUUCAUCCCAUAGGGGGGGUUUAAAUGAGCUUAGUUCCUCCAGUGCUUCAGCAUCGGUGGGCAGGGAAAUUCAUCCAAGUAACUCGUCUCCAUCAUCUAAGAACGAAAUGCACCAAACUAAAUCCAUCCCGGCUGCUUCUAGGGAGUUCCCUAAUUCUACUUCAUUGAUGCCCAGCAAACCUCAUGCAAGUUUAUCUGCGACGCCCAAAGAAUCUCCUUCCUGUGUCUCCCCUCCUCCUGUGCCUCCCCACCAUAUGCUCCAGGCGGCUUUUCCAGUGGAACAUUGUACACCAAAUUUCCUUAAUUUUACUCCAUCAUCUUCAAGCAACAUCCAGUCCAGCAACUCAUCUCUGACAACUCUCAUCCAACCGACUUCUUCAGGAGAAAAUGUAGCUAAUUCUGUUCCAUCAAAUGAAUCCUUGCAUGGGGAGGUGGAGAAACUUGAUGGUAAAUCUGUGAAUGGGCCUUCUGCAGCUAGUUGGGAUCUGCCAGGGGUCUCCAUUGCACAAACAUGGAUAUCUGUGGAUUUGCCUCUAAAUGAAGCCGUACCUGCCUGUGUUAUGAAGGUGAUCAGUCCAGACCUGUUCUACGUCUUCCCAAAAGAAAACAGAGUCGAUGUAAAGAAACUCCACCAGGUGAUGCUGGAAAUAGUUGAUUAUUGCAGCAAAGAGACAGAAAACCACAAUUACAGCCCAUUGGUGGGGGACGCCUGCUGCGCCAAGUUUACCGAGGACGGCCAGUGGUACCGAGCUGUUGUCCUUGAGGUACACGAUUCCUCAGCCAAAAUCAUUUAUGCUGAUUAUGGCAAUAUGGAGGUCCUACCCUUUUCAUCCCUUCUUCCCAUGAAGCAAAGUUUUCUGGAGUUUCCUGUGCAGCUGACGAAAUGCUCUCUUGCAGAUGUGCUCCCAAUUACUAAAUCAUGGCCACCAGAAGCUACACACACCCUGUGUUCUGUAUUACUGGGAGCUGAAGUUCUCAUCACAGCCAAGUCACUAGACGCUGGGGUAUAUCGCGUAUCUGUGGACAAGCAGCAGGAGAGUGGCGUCCUUCAUGUGGGUGAGAGGCUGGUGAUGGAUGGACUAGCAAGAAGUGUGAUAUCCAUGACUAACAGCUGUUCAGAGGGAAAUGACUGCUGCUGUCGAGAUCUGCUGAAAAGAGUGGAGAAACUGGAAAAAAUGAUGCUGUAUCUUCUAAAUACACAAAAAUUAAAGCAAUGAAGCCGUGCUCUAAGUCAGCACAAAAAACUGUUUGCACUUCCAAAAACACCUUCAUUUCUAAAGCCGGUUCACAUGCCACGGUCCGCAGGUUUUUUUUUGUGUGCGUUUCAGAGAACAGUCCAGUCAUAUGUAAUGGGGCGAAAAAGUAAUGAAUCACUGUGUAAGGAAAAGAUAAUUACUGUAUAAUGUGUGGAAAGAUUCUUGUUUAUAUGUUGAUGCUGAAAACUCUCUGACCCUGCCGUCACAGCUGAGGGGCUUGUUACAGUGUGCGACUGCAGAUACCAGCUAUCGGCCUUGGAGUCCAGGACUCAGGUUUGUACAGUUGGAUUAAACUCAAGGUAUUGCCUUUACUAAAAAUGCCCAGAACGGGCUGGUUUUGCGGCUUCAUCGCUGGCAGGAGCACAGCUGGUCUUCCCCUGCUUUCAAAAGUUUUGCAUUGCAAAAGUUAAAAACCGCAGGUAGAACCUGCAACAUAAAUUGACAUGCUGCAGAUGUAAAGGCCACAGCAGAAGUGGGUGUAAGCUGCAGGUUUUCUGUACAUGAUUUCUGAAAAUCUCAUCCACUUGGCUGCUAUUUUACAACGGAUUCACUGAACGCAAAUGUGUGAACCCACUGUGAGGGUCUGUUCACAUGUAGUGGAUACAAUGCAAAUUUGUCUCUGUGUAUUUGUGUGUGGCAAAACUGCAGUGUUGUACAGUACCAGCAAAGAGGGUGGGAUUUUAAGAAAUCUUAGCCACACGCUACGUAAAUUGACCUGCAUUGCACAUUUCUUUAAUCCUCAGAUGCCGACUUCUGCUUCGGAUUUCACCAUAGGGGGGGAUUUUCUGCAAAUCCACACCAAAAUCAGCAACUACUCCACAGCAGAAAAUGCUGUAUGUAUUAUUAGAGAAAAUCCUGCUGCAGAUUUUGCAGCGUAUUCAGAGUAAGCUCUGCGGCAUUGCAAAGGGUGAGAUCUGCGGCAUGAAUUAAGUUGCUGCAGAUUUCAGAAGUUUACUUUAUGGAAUGUUUUCUCAGAGUGUGAAUGAGAUUUCUUACUCAUCCAGUUUUACUGGUACAGUGCGACACUGUGGAUUUACCGCACAGAAAUCUGCAGUGUCUGAACAUCCCCAGAAGGACUUGUCUGCCUGUGUAAGCCUACUUUCACACUCGCGUUUUGGCUUUCCGUUUGUGGGAUCCGUUCAGGACUCUCACCAGCGUCCAAAACGGAUCAGUUUGCAUUCUAAUGCAUUCUGAAUGGAUAAGGAUCCGCUCAGAA
Messenger RNA from Bufo gargarizans (Asiatic toad), 5320 nucleotides. It is a transcript of the gene TDRD1, whose product is annotated as tudor domain containing 1. Lineage: Eukaryota; Metazoa; Chordata; Amphibia; Anura; Bufonidae. The transcript has 22 exons. The record is from RefSeq and is a predicted model, not a curated record. Bases 1 to 4065 code for a protein of 1354 amino acids.